AAGCUCAAAUACUCCCCCACCCAACGCGCCGGAUUGCCCAUCUCUUUCUCCCAAUGGAGUCCCCGCCGGCGUUUCCGUCGUCGGAAGACGAAGCAUCUGCGCUGACACAAGCCCAUGACAACGACAGAGCAGGAGACCCCGAUGAAGAAGAAGAAGAAGAAGAAGGUUACGAUGAAGAAGAGACGGCCAAAUCCCGAAGAGGGACGAGGGCCAAGAAGGGUCCCGAUCCGAUGAGGAAAUCUUGGAGCAAAGCCGACGAAUUGCGGGUCCUGAGGCGACUGCUCGAGUUCUCCGCGCGAAAGAAGGAGAACCCAGUUUACGAUUGGGACGACAUCUACAAAUUCGUGAGCAGCGACCUGGAGACCUUCUACACGAAGGAUCAGGUGAGGAAGAAGGUGUAUCACUUGAAGACCAAGUACGGGGACCGCGAUGGGCUGGGCAAGAAGAAGCGGGCCAUGUCGCCGGAGGAACUGGCGGCGUAUGGGUUGUCGAGGGAGCUGUGGGGCGAUGAGGUGAAGGGCGAGUCGAGCGCGAGAAGUGAUGGCGAUGGUGGGGCUGGGAGGGGUGAUGGGACGGCUUUGGCUGCGCUGAAGGCCGAGCUGCUCGUGUUCGACGAAAUGCCUGGAGGAGUGGACUUUUCUGGGUUCUUGAGCGAGAUUGAGAGGUCUAGUGCUGUUGGGGUUGAUGAGGGAUUUCUGAGGGCUGGUCUGGGAUUGAUCGAGAGGAAGGAAAGGGCAGAGCUGGAGGAGAGAUGGGGGAAGUUGCGAAUGGCUGAACUGGCAGCUCUUGCGGAGCGGGCCGAAUUGAUCCAUCUCGUGGCGGAGGCGAUCCUGGAGGCUUAUGAAUCAAGAAAGCGCUGAGUGUCAUGCUCAGGUGGAAUUUUUUGUUGCCUAUGAUGACUUAGAAUGGAGAAGGUUAGGGUAGAAGGAGAAAUGUCAUUUUUUUGGGUGAAGCUUGCUGUUGCUGUUGCUGCUGCUUCAUUAAGUGUAUAUACGUUGCAAACUUCACUGGUAAAAGCUUAUCUGAUGGGACUUCUUUGGUGUCUUUA
This is a messenger RNA of Syzygium oleosum, 1048 nucleotides long. Its product is annotated as GLABROUS1 enhancer-binding protein-like 1. Gene Ontology annotation, cellular component: nucleus. The transcript has a single exon. Gene Ontology annotation, biological process: regulation of DNA-templated transcription. NCBI's taxonomy places the organism in Eukaryota, Viridiplantae, Streptophyta, Magnoliopsida, Myrtales, Myrtaceae. Bases 54 to 860 code for a protein of 268 amino acids. The record is from RefSeq and is a predicted model, not a curated record.